CCAGGGUGAGGCAGGAAGUGAGCAGUGAUUGAUGAGUUCCCAUACAGCGCAUGCGUAUAACUAUCUCUGAACUCCUUCACUCGUUCCAUUUUCCAAUUUUCUGGAUAUUCAGAAACUAACACGAGAAGGAACCGAUCAACGAUGGCCUGGAUGAAGCUCUUCUACCUGUCUCUGGCCGUCACAGCCGCUGUUCUCCUCGUCAACGCAGCCGCAGCUGACGACGAGGAAGAUGCCAGACCGGAACUGUGCAACCAGUACCGCCAGAACGUGACGACCAGACCAAACAACAGACCUAAGAGAUUCCAGAGAAGAAACAAUACCUUCGAGAUUAUCUCCGUCCACAACGUCUGGAGAGACCCUGACACCGUCUACUGGUGCGACUUCAGUCUUGAUGAAGAGGACGGCAUUAAACACUGGAGGCACUACGACUACAACGCCACCCACUGGUGGGUGGAGAAGGGGUGUUCUGGCACGUUCGUCGUCGAGGAGUGUAACACAAAGGACGUCAGAAACGCAGGAUCUCCGGUACCCACCAGGAAAUCCCCCAUGCAAGGAACCCUCGCCGCUCCCAAACCUGUCACCAACUGGAUGAACAUGAUGUCUCAAAGGCGAUUUGACAUGGGCACGUGGGAUAGGGAAGGAUUUAACAUGUUCUAGGAGAACGCUAAGUGUAUAAAUAAAGAAGCUCGUCCUCUCGCAAUAAAACUCACUUUGUUCAAAAUGUAUGCACAGCGGAUGUGACGAACUCGAAGGGACCUCAAAACAGUUCGAAACAUCCGAGGUUCGAAUUAUGUUGAUUACGGCCAGCUGGGGAUAAGCAUAGGGUUCAUCAAAGAGAUCAUUCUUACCACCAUUUGUGACAUCCGGGGUCCUAUUUCUAAAAAUAUUUGAAGUAUAAGUUAUUAUUUCAGAAGAUCGCAUAUAAUUGACAAGAGUACCUCUUUAAAGGUUCAGUGGUAUUAAUACAAUACAUCAGGGAAUACCGAGUCUGUAUCAUUAGGGGUGAAACGGUACGCUACCACGGUGAGUCAUUUUAUGACUAGAUAGAAAUGACGGUACGAAAACCGAAAAUACCGACAUUUUGAAUUGCAUUACGGUAUACCGAACCGAAGGCAAAACGCCGCGGUUCUACUGAUACCGCGAUAUACCGUGUCAUCCCUAUUUAUCAUAUACUUUCCAUAUUUUUAAAUAAGGUUUCGGGUGUCUGUGACAGCCAUAGUUUGGGAUACUAUACCAUUAAGCUGAAACUAGAGAUGUCCGAAACGAAGCAGAAGACAUUUCAAUGUCAUAUUACGAGCGUUACCUUGACUGUUUCAAACCUGUAAUGGUUAAAUACUUAAAUUCAGCUUCUUUUCCAUGUGUUUAGUUGUUCACACAUUCCACCAAUUUCAAAAAUUCUUACAAUCUGCGUUUCGUUCAAUAAAAUUAUUAAAAGAU
Molecule: messenger RNA, 1437 nt
Organism: Haliotis rubra (blacklip abalone)
Lineage: Eukaryota; Metazoa; Mollusca; Gastropoda; Lepetellida; Haliotidae
Exons: 5
Coding region: 142-657 (171 amino acids)
Source: RefSeq, a predicted model, not a curated record